Spodoptera frugiperda (fall armyworm) is the source of this 939-nucleotide messenger RNA. The record is from the annotation of a RefSeq genome assembly. Lineage: Eukaryota; Metazoa; Arthropoda; Insecta; Lepidoptera; Noctuidae.
AUGUUUAUAAAUGAUAUUUAUAUAAUUUUUUUAGGUUUAUUAAUUUUAAUUAUUGGUAUUUUAGUAGGGGUUGCUUAUUUAACUUUAUUGGAGCGUAAGGUUUUAGGUUAUAUUCAAAUUCGUAAAGGUCCUAAUAAAGUUGGUUUUAUAGGAAUUUUACAACCUUUUUCAGAUGCAAUUAAAUUAUUUACUAAAGAACAAACUUAUCCUAAUUUUUCUAAUUAUUUAAGAUAUUAUUUUUCUCCUAUUUUAAGUUUUAUUUUAUCUUUAAUAAUUUGAUUGUUAAUUCCUUAUUAUUUUAAUAUAAUUAGUUUUAAUUUAGGUAUUUUAUUUUUUUUAUGUUGUACUAGAUUAGGUGUUUAUACAGUUAUAGUAGCUGGUUGAUCUUCUAAUUCUAAUUAUGCUUUAUUAGGGGGAUUACGGGCAGUAGCUCAAACUAUUUCUUAUGAAGUUAGAUUAGCUUUAAUUUUAAUAUCUAGAAUUAUUAUAAUUAUGGAUUUUAAUUUAAUAAUAUUUUUUGUUUAUCAAAAUUAUGUUUGAUUUAUUAUUUUAAUGUUUCCUUUGAGAUUAUGUUGAAUAAGAUCAAGAUUAGCUGAAACUAACCGAACUCCCUUUGAUUUUGCUGAAGGAGAAAGAGAGUUAGUUUCAGGAUUUAAUAUUGAGUAUAGAAGAGGGGGAUUUGCUUUAAUUUUUUUAGCUGAAUAUUCUAGAAUUUUAUUUAUAAGAUUAUUAUUUAUUUUAAUAUAUAUAGGAGGUUUUAGAUUAAGAAUUAUUUUUUAUCUAAAGUUAGUUUUUAUUUUCUUUUUAUUUAUUUGAGUUCGAGGAACUUUACCUCGUUAUCGUUAUGAUAAGUUAAUAUAUUUAGCUUGAAAAAGAUAUUUACCAAUUUCUUUAAAUUUUUUAUUAUUUUUUUUAGGGUUUAAAAUUUUAUUAUUAUAA